Messenger RNA from Pteropus alecto (black flying fox), 4335 nucleotides. It is a transcript of the gene GAREM1, whose product is annotated as GRB2 associated regulator of MAPK1 subtype 1. Lineage: Eukaryota; Metazoa; Chordata; Mammalia; Chiroptera; Pteropodidae. The transcript is spliced from 6 exons. The record is from RefSeq and is a predicted model, not a curated record. Gene Ontology annotation, molecular function: proline-rich region binding. The coding region runs from base 336 to 2597 and encodes 753 amino acids. Gene Ontology annotation, biological process: cellular response to epidermal growth factor stimulus; epidermal growth factor receptor signaling pathway.
UCAAGGAUGUGAAGUGGAGCUCGGUGGCCGUUCCGCUCGACCUGCUGGUCAGCACUUACCGGCUGCCCCAGAUCGCGCGGCUGGACAGCGGAGAAUGCAUAGAAGGGCUGCGAGAAAAUGACUACCUUCUCAUUCAUUCGUGCCGUCAGUGGACAACUAUCACUGCCCAUAGCUUGGAGGAGGGGCACUAUGUCAUCGGGCCAAAGAUAGAGAUUCCGGUACAUUACGCAGGACAAUUCAAGCUGCUGGAACAAGACCGAGAUAUAAAAGAGCCAGUGCAAUAUUUCAACAGUGUGGAGGAGGUGGCUAAAGCAUUUCCUGAACGCGUGUACGUCAUGGAGGAAAUAACAUUCAACGUGAAGGUUGCUUCGGGUGAAUGCAACGAAGACACCGAAGUUUACAACAUCACCCUGUGUACUGGGGAUGAACUCACUCUAAUGGGGCAGGCAGAAAUCCUUUAUGCAAAGACUUUCAAAGAAAAGUCACGACUCAACACAAUAUUCAAAAAGAUUGGGAAGCUCAAUUCCAUCAGCAAGCUGGGAAAAGGCAAAAUGCCAUGCCUUAUUUGCAUGAAUCACCGGACCAAUGAAAGCAUUAGCCUUCCUUUCCAGUGCAAGGGCAGAUUUAGCACCCGAAGUCCCCUGGAACUUCAGAUGCAGGAGGGCGAACACACCAUCCGAAACAUCGUGGAGAAAACCAGGCUUCCCGUGAAUGUGACUGUGCCCAGCCCUCCGCCGAGGAACCCAUACGACCUCCACUUCAUCCGCGAGGGGCACCGCUACAAGUUUGUGAACAUCCAGACCAAGACAGUGGUGGUUUGCUGUGUGCUGCGGAAUAACAAGAUCCUCCCCAUGCACUUCCCUUUGCACUUGACUGUCCCCAAGUUUAGCCUCCCGGAACACCUGGUAAAGGGAGACGUAUGGCCCGAAACCCUGGUCCAUCACUGGCUGGGUAUCUGCCAAGAGCAGUUUGACAUCGAUGAGUAUUCACGGGCUGUCCGGGACGUCAAAACUGACUGGAAUGAGGACUGCAAGAGCCCCAAAAAGGGCCGGUGCUCCGGCCACAACCAUGUGCCCAAUUCCCUUAGCUACGCUCGCGAUGAGCUCACGCAGUCGUUCCACCGGCUCUCGGUCUGUGUGUAUGGCAACAAUCUCCAUGGCAACAGCGAGGUGAACCUCCAUGGCUGCAGGGACCUGGGGGGAGAGUGGACCCCCUUUCCUCAUGACAUCCUGCCCUAUCAGGACUCGGGUGAUAGUGGGAGCGACUACCUUUUCCCAGAAUCUAGUGAAGAAUCUGCAGGCAUGCCAGGGAAGUCAGAACUUCCUUAUGAAGAGCUGUGGCUGGAGGAAGGCAAUCCCAGCCAUCAGCCUCUCACUCGCUCCCUGAGUGAGAAGAGUAGAUGUGAUCAGUUUAGAGGUUCUGUCCGAUCUAAAUGCGCAACUUCUCCUCUUCCUGUUUCUGGAACUCUGGGAGCAGCAGUGAAGUCUUCAGAGAUUGCCCUACCUCCACCUCCAGUGCCUCCCAAAUCUGAAGCCGUCAGGGAAGAGUGCCGGCUCCUGAACGCCCCACCUGUUCCACCCCGAAGCGCAAAGCCUUUGUCCACCAGCCCCUCCAUCCCUCCUCGCUCAGUCAAGCCAGCGCGGCAGCAGACUCGCUCUCCCAGCCCCACCUUGUCCUACUAUUCAUCAGGGCUGCACGACAUUGUUACUAAAAGCAACACAAGUCCUUCUGAAAGUGCACCUGUUUCCUGCUAUCCAUGUACCCGAGUGAAAACCGAUUCUGUGGACCUGAAGUCCCCCUUUGGAAGUCCUUCUGCUGAAGUGCUCUCCUCCAGGCUCUCAUGGCCUAACCAUUAUUCGGGGGCAUCAGAGAGCCAGACCAGAAGUGACUUCCUGCUGGAUCCAAGCCGGAGUUACAGUUAUCCUAGACAAAAGACACCGGGCACACCAAAGAGAAACUGCCCAGCACCUUUUGAUUUUGAAAGCUGUGAGCUCUCGGCCAGUCCCAGCAGCUCAGUCACUGCAGAAUUCAGUAGCAGCGUUUCUGGUUGUCCCAAGUCAGCCAGCUACUCUCUGGAGAGCACAGAUGAGAAAACUCUUAGAGCUGGCACGACAAAGCAGAGUAUUUCAUGCCCUGCCUUACCCCCCAGGGCCCCAAAACCAGUGGAAGAGAAAGCCGCGUCCGAAACAUCGCCUUUGCCUCUGAAAAUCGAUGGUGCUGAGGAAGACCCCAAGUCUGGGUCAUCGGACCUCUCUGAGGACCAGUAUUUUGUUAAAAAGGGCAUGCAGGACAUCUUCUCAGUCUCUUACCCUUUCUCAUCUCCGCUCCACCUCCAGCUGGCCCCUAGGUCCUGCGGCGAUGGCUCCCCGUGGCAGCCCCCUGCUGACCUGUCGGGACUCUCUAUAGAAGAAGUGUCCAAGUCGUUACGGUUUAUUGGUUUGUCUGAAGAUGUCAUAUCAUUCUUUGUUACCGAAAAGAUUGAUGGGAAUUUGCUUGUUCAACUAACGGAAGAAAUCCUUUCAGAGGAUUUCAAAUUAAGCAAACUGCAGGUGAAGAAAAUCAUGCAAUUCAUUAAUGGCUGGAGGCCCAAAAUAUAGCCAAAAAACCCCAGCUAGCAUUGAACAAAACUAAUAAAUUUGUGUGCUAGAGGGGACGGGCUGGGACACAAUUUCAUGUUUUUUUUGCACUAAAAACCUUCUCUGUACAUAAGGAUAAGAGAAACUCUUACUAUGCAGAUUACGUUUUUGAAUGGUGAACAGGCUAUUUUGUACAUCAAUAAAAAUGCUGUACAGAACACUUAGAGGUGCGCCUUGUACAUCACUCAACACUCAACAGCUGCUAAAAGACAAAAGGCAUGUUCAGAAAACUAAUUCUUACCCAAGCGGGUUUAUGUGAGAAGGUAUGGUAUUUAUUACAAAAUAGCCAAAGCCGAAAGAAUCUUAAAAAAAAAAAAAAAAAAAAAACCACUUUUGAACAACAAUUUCUUCCUUUGGGGGAAUUGUCUUUAAACAAUUAACUCUAUUCUGUGCUCUGUUGUUCGAAUUGCUCAACGCUAAUUGUUUUAUUCUUGUGCCUGACAAUGUUAGUAAUAUGAAAUGACACUUUAAUGUUAUAUGCUUGGCGGGGAUCUUUUUAUCAAAAGGCAUUUUCCAAAAGUCAUGUGUUGAUAGAUGAUAUAUGAUGUCCUUUGAAAAAUUCAAAUCAUGACCACAGUAAUUUAUCUGUAACUGCUGCUAAUUUUAUUGAGCAGAGGAAAAAAAAAAACAAUAGAUACAUAUAUGUAUAUGUAAACACAAUACAAAUGUAUAUGUUUUAAAUAUCAUUUCCAGACUGGUAUUUUAGAUAACAUCUCUUCACCUUCAAAUAUCUACUGAGGUUUGGGGCCAUUAACUAAGUUGACUCUCUAGUAGACAAAAUAACGCAAAGGUUCUCAGAGCCCUGCCCCUCGAAGCUCAGGCUUAUUAGGGCUUCAUCACUGCAAACUUGGAAGAAAUCAGUAGAGAGGCUGUAUUAAAGAAUUAAAUUUAAUUUUAAGCCCAUCGUGGGGCUAUGUUUUGCAUAUAAUACCCUUGCGUCGCUGUCUGGGGAAAUGACCAUUUCUGUCAAAUGGUCAUUCUUCUUGGGUUUGAGGGUCAGUUCUCCUGGUAUCUGAUCACGCGAGGACUGAAGAGCGUUGCUCAGAGUGUGUUAGGUGUUCUCAGCUUGCUUUGUGUUUAGGAGAGAGCUCAGAAAUCAGACAUACCGUCUUCGGUUAUUACAUGGGCUACAUCCGUUGAGUAAUUUUUACAGUAUCGAUAAGAAUACUUUGUUUAGUUCAUAAACCUCUUCUUUCUCUCUUCCAGAGAAGAUACAUUAUUACCAUACUUUUAUUCCAGGAAUUUCAGAACAUUAUUCGAGAAUUUUUGCCAAACAUGACUAAGUAUUCCAAAGUAUAAUGGCCUUGUCAUCAUUCUUGACUUUUUGAAGGAAUAUAAUUCUUUAAAAAGUUUUAGUUUUCCAAGCAAGCCAUCACCCAUAGCCCUGCCUUUCCCCGGAGUCUGUCCCCAGUUUCUGGAUGUACAGACAGUCUGUGACUGAGGGCAGCCAACCAGGUGUCAGCAUGCCUUGCAGGAUUGGCUUAUAUCUUAUCUUCUGCUCUUCCUGCUCACUGAAAUAAAUUAACAAAUAUAAAGACAAGACCCACCUGUCUACUUUUGCAAACCUGUUCAAUAUGGCUUUAUUUCUUAGUAUUAAUGAUAUUUUUCAUCCAUCUCAUGGUUUAGAAUUGAGGUGAUGAAUUGAUAUCUCUCCUCAUUUUCCAUCUUAAAUCUCCUUUAAAAAAAAAAAAAAAAGAAA